Macrobrachium nipponense is the source of this 1513-nucleotide messenger RNA. RefSeq lists its product as uncharacterized. The transcript is spliced from 7 exons. The record is from RefSeq and is a predicted model, not a curated record. The coding region runs from base 500 to 1420 and encodes 306 amino acids. NCBI's taxonomy places the organism in Eukaryota, Metazoa, Arthropoda, Malacostraca, Decapoda, Palaemonidae.
CAGCCAGUCAGUGUACUGGUGACAUUGCCCGAGGUCACAUCUCUGUCGGAGCUCUCUCGAGUCGCCUCAUGUGUUUCGAAGAUCGCACGGAGACGACGAGGAGGAACAGAGUUCAUUUGUAUAUCGCACUAGUGGAAUGGUUCUGAGUCAACGUUCUCGCCAAGAAUAUGUUUACGUAACUGUUGGAGAAUGUGAUAACAUACAGACCAUACUCCGGUAUUUAAAAAAUUAUGUGAUUUCGUAUAAGAUUCAGAGGCUAACUGGUGAAGCGACCUAAAAUUCCGGGCUCGUGGAAAAGAAUAGAUUGAAUUAAUUAAAGACACAGGUAUGCCAGAAAAAAACCAACAUUGCAUAUAAUGAAUGAAAAACUGCCACUACUACACAUCAACCGACACGUUUAAAGCUUUUCCAGAAAGGCUUUGCGAGGAAUCACAUAAAGGAAGGAAAAUUCCAAACGGAGAAAAACGAAGGCCAAAAAUACUGCAAACGAAAUUAUUCGAUGGCCACUUCAGCGAUUGCACAUUUAUCUGCCAUGGAGGGAGUGGUUCCACCAUGCUUAUUACUAAUUUUGCUGCCAGCCUGCUGGGCGCAAGGAGAUCAAGACAGCAGCACAGACUAUGUUUCUCAGGGACCUUGGGUCAAAGUUCGUCGCUUCGUGGUCCCGAGAUACGUCGCCCUCGGCAAAAACGCUACGCUGGAGUGCGACUACUUGGUGCAAAAACACGCCAGUCUCUAUUCCCUCAAGUGGUACAAAGGCAAUUCGCAGUUCUACCAAUAUAUCCCAACAAAUGCGAACCCGUUCUCAGUCAACUCGGUCGAGGGAUUACACCAGGAUCAGGUGGUAGCAGGACCCGAGGGCAGGAGAGUGGUCAUCCUUGGCAUAGAAGCAGCAGCCAGUGACACUUACCGGUGCGAAAUGGUAGCCGAGGGGCCUCCCUUUCACACAACCCAGAGAUCAGGAAAUAUGACAGUCGCAGUGGUACCGAACGAACGUCCCAACCUGACUGGGAGUCGGGAGUACUACCACCUCAAUGACCUGAUCAAGCUAAACUGCACAGCGCCCUUUGCAAAGCCCCCAAUCGCCCUCACUUGGUAUAUCAAUGAUCACGAGGCUGAACCAAACAACGUGAAUGAGAUCGACCGCAUCAUCAAUCCAGCUGAACUGGAGAGUGUCAGCAGCCAACUCACUCUGAGUGUAAAGCGACACCAUUUCAAGGGGUCUACUAUGUCCAUCAAGUGCGUGGGCCGCCUGGCUGACCUCUACCAAAGGUCAUCGCAGGUCAUCAUUAGGGAACCCUCCAGCCAAUGGUUUAUAAGUAGCGACCUCUACCACACAUCAGGUUGCACGGAUUGCCUAUCUCGUAGGUUGCUACAGCAUCUGCUUCUUCUACAGUUCCUCCUGUACUCUUGGAUUAUUUAGAGAAACUGAUCUCCAAACAAGACCUUCCUACAGACAUCUCCACUUUCGGGAAUUCUCUUGACCUCGUCUGUAGUGGCCGCUCUUCGUACUCCU